CAUUCUUGUCAUUUACAUUGUAGCGGUGUCAUCUGCUAUCAAUUUGACUAUUAAAUUAAUAAUAAUUAAUUUGUGCCUUUGUGCGAAAUACUCAGAUUCAUCAGUUAUGUUUAAUAUUUCAAUGUGAAAUUUAUUAUUUAUUUAAUAUAAUAAAAAAAAUUUCUAAAUUAUUCGUUCUUGAUCAAUUCUAAGAAGUUGAUGUGAUUGAAGUAUGGCAAUGUGGACGACAUUUACGAAUUCAGGGAUAAAUCACUGAUCACGCUAAACAGAGAUCAAUUGCCUAUCUGUGUUAUUGAACAAUCAACCAAGUCUUGAAACUACGUAUCUUCAGAAUUAAAUAUACUGGAACUUCGGAUCCAAGUCGAGAAUCUGGUUUAGGUAGUGAUUCUGAUAACAUGGCUGAGUUGGCACAGCUUUUACAAGCUGAUAUACCGGAGGGUCGUAACAGCUUGUCAGACAGUCAUGUAAAUUUAGAACGUGUUGCUGAAUACUGUGAAGGAAACUAUUUUCAAGCUGAGAAUAAACGAUUAGCUUUAGAAGAAACCAAAAACUAUACUACUCAGUCGUUAGCUAGUGUUGCAUAUCAAAUAAAUACGCUAGCUUAUAAUUUUUUGCAAUUAUUGGACCUUCAAACAGUUCAACUAUCUGAAAUGGAUAGUCAAAUCAACCACAUUGCUCAAAAUGUAAUGAUUCACAAAGAAAAAGUUGCUAGACGAGAAAUUGGUGUUUUGACAGCAAAUAAAACGACCAACCGUCAGUAUAAAAUCAUUGCACCAGCUAAUCCAGAAAAGCCUAUUAAAUAUGUUAGAAAACCAAUCGAUUUUACAGCACUCGAUGAUAUUGGCCAUGGUGUUCGUAAUACUCCCCGUAUGGUUCGUCAACCAAUUUCAAACAGUUCUAGUGCUUCAACUAAUAUGUCAUCUGUUGGUCCUGCUCCUACAAUCAAACCACCUACUCCUCCAGCAGUAAUACGAGCUACUGGAUCAUUGAGUAAGGGGUCUCGUGAAUAUCGUACACCUCCUGCUGUUGCUCCACCUCAAGUUCCCAGUCAUUAUGCUCCUAAUUAUCCUCUUGGCCAUGUCAGACGCGAAAAGGGACCUGGUUAUAAUACUCUGCCUUUACAUCACACAUCUUCGUCUAGUAGCAUACAACCAUCUCCAAUCAUUGGCAUGGUGCAUCCAAUGCAGCAAUCUGAACAGCCUUCAUCUUUAAACUCAAUGCCUCCUCCGCCAUCUCCUCAUACAUUAAAUACAAGAAUGGGAGUUGGACCAGAUUUGUUGGAUCAUCAUCUCCAUCAGGCUCCUUUUUCAUCAAAUACUGACCACUACCGUUCAAAUAAUUCUCAACAGUCAUCUACAGACCAUUAUCGUUCAAAUAUAUCUCAACAAUCAACAGAUCAUUAUCGCUCAAAUACAUCGCAAUUAUCAUCUACUGACCAUUAUCGUUCAAAUUUAUCUCAACAAUCAUCCACUGAUCAUUAUCGCUCAAAUAUCCCACAACAGCCAACUACAGAUCAUUAUCGCUCGAACAUUCCCCAACUAACAUCUACUGACCACUACCGUGCAAAUACCUCACAGUUACCAGGUAUUUUAAAAAACUCAUCUCAAUAUCAUUCUUCAUCUGCAGUAGUCACUUCCCCUCAACAACAACAUACUAGACAAGCAUCAGCUUCUCCACCAUUGCCACCACCUCCAGAAGAUCAUUUUGGUCAUAUUGCUGCUGGUCCAAUUGUGCCCCAAGAACCUGAUCUUCCUGGAUGGGUUCCUAAGAAUUAUUUGGAAAAAGUAAUUGCAAUUUAUGAUUAUUAUGCUGACAAAGACGAUGAAUUAAGCUUUCAAGAAAAUUCAGUUAUUUAUGUCUUAAAGAAAAAUGAUGAUGGUUGGUGGGAAGGUGUAAUGGACGGUAUCACAGGCUUAUUCCCAGGAAAUUAUGUUGAAGGCUGUAAAUAAAGCAUGUUUACAUAUACUAAAUUAUUAAUAGCUUUAAUAUGAAUUUAUUAUUACUACAAUAUAUAAUAUAAUAUAACAACAUGUUCAUUUUUAUUAAAGAGCUAUAAACAAAAUAAGUUUAAGUUUAAAUUUAAAAUUGAAUUUGAAUUAUUUAUGUAUUUAAUAUUUAAUUAAGAUAAGAUAGUAGAUUUUAAAUUAGUUAUAAUAUUAAAUAUUUUAUUUCAGCGAGUGUUCUUCAAUAAUUAUCUAGUAUGUGUAAUGACUAUAAUAUUUCAUGUGUUUUAUAUUUAAUGUAUGAACUAUAAAUUAAUUCAAUUCGUAAUUAAUGGGGAAUGAUAUAGUGAUAUAGAAUCAUUAUAAAUUGGUAAAAUAGACCUGUUGAAUAUUUCUUUACUUUUAUUCAUUUUAAUUGCACGUUAGUAUGGAAUAUUUUCAUGCAUUAAUUUAAAAAUAUACUAAUAUUAUUUAAGUUAAGUGUUAAAUUAAAAAUAUUGCACAUUGUACACAAAUAAACAUUUAUUUUUUUUAUUUGUAUAAUUAAUGGUAUAACUAUUAUUUAAUUACAUUUUUAUAAAUAAUAUUAUAUAUGAUAUCUUUUAAAUUAAAUUGACUAUUGCAAUAAUUGUUAUUAAAAUUAUACAAUAUUAAUUAUUACAAUCAUAUUUAUUAUUAUAUUUUAUUUAAAUAUAAUAAAAACAAAUUUUAAUCAUUACUUAA
Molecule: messenger RNA, 2666 nt
Organism: Aphis gossypii (cotton aphid)
Lineage: Eukaryota; Metazoa; Arthropoda; Insecta; Hemiptera; Aphididae
Gene: Abi
Product: abl interactor 1
Exons: 7
Coding region: 396-1949 (517 amino acids)
Molecular function (GO): SH3 domain binding
Source: RefSeq, a predicted model, not a curated record